AUGUUCAACAUUUCUAGAAUACCACAGAUACAAUGCGAUACCCUUUCCCUACCUCCGCCUCCCAAUGACUCGGACGCUCGCAAAAUCUUGGUUCUUAUACACGAUUGGUUCUACGCUGUUGAAGUUCUCGAUUCGCAUCUACAACCAUUGUCCGCAGCGGAUAUUGAACGAAGAAUCGCAGAUGUUGUGGAUGACGUCGAGCUUAGGUUAGCUGCUGGUGAGAAAGCCCCCCCUGUCGGCGUUCUGAGCGCCGAUGAACGCGAUCUAUGGAGCGUAAAUUUGCAUCAUCUACUAUCUCUUUCCCACACCAAUCAUGCUAUUCUGCGCACAAUCAACCACUCUAUUUUCGCGCUGAGUCUCGACCACUCUGUCUACGUUCUCCCAUCCUCCAUCUCUGUGGAUGGCCCUUCACAUUUGCCUCUACCAUCCCCAUGCACAGUUCCAGAACUUACCGCUCAUUUACAUAACGUGCGCUCUGGUCCUGCUCCACGACCCGCACACAAUCGCUGGUUUGACAAGCCAUUCUCACUCAUCGUCGAGCCCAACACACGCGCAGGUGCACUCGGUGAACACUCACCAUGCGACGCGCUUGUCCCGAGUAUUGUUGCGGAAUACGCGGUUGUUCAAGAAAUCGAUGGAGAUGCUUUUGGUGCGCAUGCUGACAGCAAGCGGCCCGUGUCUAGGGCGCCUGGCUGGCAACGUCUCGAUUGGGUCGUAGACGAGCAUAUUAGAAAUGAAUGUAUUGCAGCAGAAGACCGAGCAAGGAUUCUCGUCGCAGAUUCGGACGAUGGUAUCCUUUGGUUCGACGAGUAUGGAGUGGAGUGGAUAAAGAAUAAUGCUCGCUUUUCUCCGGAUGCGUUCAUCCAAAUGGCGCUUCAACUGGCGUGGUAUAGGACUCGGAAAUGCUUCACUGCGACAUAUGAGACGGCUCUGACACGUGUAUUCAAAAAUGGUCGUACCGAAACAAUUCGCACGCUUACAUCUGAUGGUAGGGCGUUCGUCCUCGCUAUGUCUGAUCCUUGUGGCAGUGUUCAAGUGCGACAGUCACUGUUACGUCGUGCCAUCCAGACGCAUACGAAUCUAACUCGUCAUGCUACAACUGGACGCGGUAUUGACCGACAUCUCCUUGGGCUUAAAUUGAUGUUACGCCCGGAGGAGGGAGAGCGACAUGAACUGUUUGAUGAUGAGCUCUUUACUCGUAGUCAAACAUGGAAGCUCAGCACCAGUGGGUUGAGUGCAGGCAACCAGUUCCGUGGUACAGGGUUUGGUGCAUCAUAUCCUGAUGGUUACGGAAUUAACUGUGCUGAGAUUAUUAAGUUUGGGAUUGAGUCAAAGGUUUCCAGUCCCUUAACCUCAACUGAGGAAUUCAAGUCAGCAAUCGUAGAAGCUUUGCAUGACAUGAAGAUCAUCUCUGAAUCCACUGUUGCAUCUCACUUAUAG
This is a messenger RNA of Fibroporia radiculosa, 1440 nucleotides long. RefSeq lists its product as uncharacterized. NCBI's taxonomy places the organism in Eukaryota, Fungi, Basidiomycota, Agaricomycetes, Polyporales, Fibroporiaceae. The coding region runs from base 1 to 1440 and encodes 479 amino acids. Gene Ontology annotation, molecular function: acyltransferase activity. The transcript is spliced from 6 exons. The record is from RefSeq and is a predicted model, not a curated record.